Rosa chinensis is the source of this 561-nucleotide messenger RNA. RefSeq lists its product as uncharacterized. NCBI's taxonomy places the organism in Eukaryota, Viridiplantae, Streptophyta, Magnoliopsida, Rosales, Rosaceae. The transcript has a single exon. The coding region runs from base 1 to 561 and encodes 186 amino acids. The record is from RefSeq and is a predicted model, not a curated record.
AUGAUUUCUAAUCCUUCCAUAUCCUCUCCAAAUUUUGAUGAUCAACCGGAACCUUCAGAGUCUCUAGUGGUCAAUUCUCAACCUUUAGAGCCACCAAAUAAUAUCAAUGCUCUUGAACGUGAUCCUGGAUUACGUUCUCCCAUAUGGAAAUAUCCAGUGAAUAAGCGUGCUAGUGUUCGAAAAGCCUAUAUUUUGUUGGGUCCAUUUCAGCCUAAGUUAUCAUAUCCACUCACAAAUCAUGGGGGUCAAAAACGUAGAUUUCAGUCUUCUUGGUUCAAGGAUAAUCCAUGGCUUGAAUAUUCAAUUGCUCUUGAUAAAGCAUAUUGCUUCCCUUGUUUCCUUUUUGACACUGAAGAUUCUCAGCAUCAUGCAUUCACUGUUGAUGGGUUUCAAACUUGGAAGAGGGUUAGCGUUGGUGAUAAUAUGUUGAUUAAGCAUGAAGGAGGCCUUAACUCUCCGCAUCAUGCUACAAUGCAGAAAUGGGAUUUAUUAAGAAACCCAACCAAACAAAUUGAAACAAUUCUUGAGUCCAGGUCACUGAAAGAUGUGGAAGACAAUUGA